Messenger RNA from Peronospora matthiolae, 168 nucleotides. NCBI's taxonomy places the organism in Eukaryota, Oomycota, Peronosporomycetes, Peronosporales, Peronosporaceae. The record is from the annotation of a GenBank genome assembly.
AUGGAGGUCGCGGAGGUUCAGGAGGCUCUAAAGACGCUCUCCACACGAGAGUCCUCUAAUGUGGAGGAGGAGAAAGACGCUCUCCACGAUCAUGUGGAUCGGUGUGUUCCCGAGAGCUUCUUUGAUCGCGUAACCUGUAAGGGUUACGCGACGAUCGCGAGAGCAUGA